GAGAGAGAGAGAGAGAGAGAGAUGAGUUGCAAUGGAUGUCGAGUUCUACGGAAGGGAUGCAGUGAGAACUGUAUACUUCGCCCAUGUUUGCAGUGGAUCGACACCGCUGAAGCUCAAGGUCACGCCACCGUCUUCGUAGCCAAGUUCUUCGGUCGUGCCGGUCUUAUGUCUUUCAUCUCCGGCGUCCCCGAAAACCAAAGACCUGCUCUGUUUCAGUCGCUUUUGUUUGAAGCCGCCGGACGAACGGUGAAUCCGGUUAACGGAGUCGUGGGGCUUCUGUGGACGGGCAACUGGCACAUGUGCCAGGCGGCGGUGGAGACCGUCCUCCGUGGCGGUUCUUUGCAGCCGAUCCCGGAGAUUCCUUUUGAAAAUCCGAUGAAAAUAGAACUGGAUGAGACCUCCGAAGUGUGUACCGACAUGUUUAAGAUUCAAGACCCGAACCUGAAAUCGAGAUCAAUGGUGAAAAAGCGUCGUCGUUCAGAUGAACCCAAAAAAGUGAGGCAGUUUGCCGAUCUUGAUCUCAGCUUAACGCCUGGUUUUCCGGCAAAAGGAUCAAGUGUUUUGCUGGAGAAACGGCGAUCGGGGACUCCGUCGAUGAAUUCUGAAGAAUCUGUGACGACGGCUUGUUGUGAAAGCGGUUUUGGAGAUCAUCAUGACGUAGAAGAAGGAAAACUAAAACUUCUUAACUUGUUUAAUUAGUUUAAUUUCUCUCAUAUAGUAUUGUUAUUAAUUUUGAUCUUCUAUUUUUUUCCUUGUUGGGAAGAGUUUACCCAACAAAAUUUCUGUCACCGGAACAAGAUUUCUCUCACCGGAGGGAAAAAUGAAAGUUCUCUGGUGAUUCAUUGUUCUUCUUUUUGUACUUUUUUUUUGGGUUCUAGAAUUACUGUUUGAGGUGAAUAAAGUAAACUACUCACUGUUUCCUUCUU
Messenger RNA from Ilex paraguariensis (yerba mate), 926 nucleotides. The record is from the annotation of a GenBank genome assembly. NCBI's taxonomy places the organism in Eukaryota, Viridiplantae, Streptophyta, Magnoliopsida, Aquifoliales, Aquifoliaceae.